GCGACGCGGCGGGAGCGACGCGGACGGAGCCCCCCGAGCCCAGGACGCGGCCCGCCCCCCGGCUGAGAGUCUCCCCGAAGUACCGCAUGAGCGAGCGGCCGAAGGUCCACGUCUUCCUGGGGGCUCCUCCGGCCUCCUGCGGCCCGGAAGAGGAGUGGGCAGCUGGGCCGGAGGGCCCACAGCGCCCCCCUCAGGGCUGGAGACACCUGGAGCUCACCUGGCAGGGCGGACGCUUGAGGCCUGCCUCCCGUGAGGCGUUCAGGGACCCCGAGGCGGGAGACCUCCUGACGGAGGAGCGAUCCGGCCGAGAGAACCAGGAAGCCGAUCGGCGCUCGUCGAGGUCACGCAUCCAGAAACCCGACAGCGAUCGGGAUGACUCCGCCCCUCAAGCGGAUUGGACCACAGAGGCGUCAUCUGGCCGUGAAUUUAACGCCAGUCAGGAAGACCGAUGUUCGGCUUCGGUCCUCGAGUAUCUGGACUGCUGUUUCCCUGCAGCUCCACCCGAACCGGGAAAACCAGAACCAGAGCCUCCGCACCGCCCUCCGUCCGCUCCUCUGUCCGCCCAGACUCAGUACCUCACCACCUGGACUCUGAGUCAGGCAUUAAUCCUGAAGGGAAGGAGUGGCGUCCAAUCAGCAAGCAGCCCUGAGAAAACCCCGCCUCCUCAAACCCCACCCAAGAACACCCAAACGCCUCCGUCCGCCUCCUCCAGCACGCCGGAGCUCUUCAGUCCCGUGACCCCGUCACCUGGGGCUUCCGCCGCCCCGCGGGCUCAGGAAGGGGGCGUCGUGGUCGAGGCCACGGCGGAGGGGCUGCUGUGCUCCCAGGAAGCCAGGACCCCCCGGGAUGCUUCUCAAGCCCCCGAUUUCAAGAAAGCUAGAAUCUCAGUACAGCUCAGGACCGAAGAGUCCGCCGCCGGCACCACCAGAACCACCACAGCCGGGCUCCGGGGUACCACCACACUUCUGAUCCGGUGUGACAAGCGGGGGGGUCGGCACUCGGUUCUGGUGGCGGUGGUUCACCCGUGUCACCUGAAGGAGGUGAAGGUGAAGUCCGGGCCGGCCGCAGGAACGUCCGUCCCUCUGGCGUCCAUCGUGGUGACGGACCAAUCGGGCGCUGAGAUGAAGGUGGUGCUGUGGCGGCGGGCGGCGUUCUGGGCGCUGACCGUGAGUCCUGGAGACGUUCUGCUCAUCACAGGACUGCAGGUGAAUGAAGACCGGUGGAGAGGAGAGACGGUGCUGCAGACCACCUUCAACAGCAAGCUGCUGAACUUGGGACGGAUCACGGCCUCCGCCUCCCCCCCAGCUCCUCAGCACGUCGAUGGCCACGCUCUCAGCUCUCUGUGUGGCUUUCUUCGGGAGCAGCGCCCCCUGCUGGUGUCUUUGGACCUGCGCCCUCCUCAGGACCUGAGCCGCCUCCCCUACGCCACCCUGAGGUCGCUGAGGGUCAACACACUGGUCCACGUUCUGCUGCAGGUCACACACACACACAUCAGCACAGUUUGGCGCAGCGAGGCGGACUCUCGCUUCAGGUCAGCGGUUCAACUGCAGGCCGUUGUGACUGUGGAGCAGCCGCACGGCCAGCAGGGGGCGCUGGUGCUGUGGGGAGGAGCUGUGGACUGGCUGCCUCGCUUCAACAGAGACAGAGCGGCUGUCUGGGACUUCCAGUUCCUCCUAGUGAGGGAGGGAUUGACCUUUGACCUGGCCGAGCUGCACUCCACCCCCUGGAGCUCGGUCCGGCCUGUGGACCCUGCUCACCCCCGGGCGCGCAACUUCCUUCAACCACGGCUCGGCCCAACAGGAGACGGCAGUCUGGAGCUGGACAUCGACACGCUGCUUUCUCAGAAAUACAGCGGCGACGUGGAGCUCAGAGUCCAGGUCAUCGCCUUCCAGUUUGAGGACUCUUCGCCUUCCCAGAAUGCACCUCAGCCGGUCCUGGACAGCUCUACCCCUCUGGAUGGUAUCCUGGUGGUGCUGAGCGGUGACAUCACCUACACCGGCUGUGGGCGCUGCUCCGCCCAGCUCCGCACCGACGGCAACGGCAUCUACUGCCCCUGUUACCCCUGCCUGCCCCACACCGCUGUACGGCGCUACUACAGGCCAGGUGUGUUGACAGUGAGGGGGCGGGGCAUCCGCCAGGUGUGUGUCCAGGUUCCUCCGGUUCCACUGCAGAAGAUCCUCCAGGCGCCUCCGGAUAAACUCAGCAGAAGCUCAGCUCCGGGCUCGGAGGUGAAGAACCUCCAGGUGGCAGCGGGGAGGAUCCAGACCUUCCUCGCCCUUCCAAGAAAAACCUUUGUCCUCAUCGUCCGGAGCCACUUCCUGUGCGACGAGAACGGCGUCCCCAUCAGUCAGGACUUCACGCUGCUGGACCUCCAGCUGUGAAGGCCCUCGGGCCGCGGCGGCUCCUGGAGAUGUGGCUCCAUGUGUAUUAAUGUGCUCUUCAGCCGGAAUAAACUAAGACUCAAUAAUUAGCAUCGCUGGCAAGCCCCGCCCCCUUUCAGGUGAACGUGACCAGCUUUGUGAUAUUUAUUAUCUUUAGAGUGUUAUUGUAUCUCCUCUCGUAUCACAUUAUGUCAUAUAAAUAACUCGGGUUUAAGUUCAUUUUUAUAUAAACUCACCAAAUUUAAAAACACAGUUUAUAUGUUUAUUUAAUAUUUCUGAAAAACUUUAAUUAAACAUUUGUUUCCAUUA
Pseudoliparis swirei is the source of this 2690-nucleotide messenger RNA. RefSeq names its product shieldin complex subunit 2 (gene shld2). The record is from RefSeq and is a predicted model, not a curated record. The coding region runs from base 87 to 2381 and encodes 764 amino acids. Lineage: Eukaryota; Metazoa; Chordata; Actinopteri; Perciformes; Liparidae. Gene Ontology annotation, cellular component: nucleus; site of double-strand break. The transcript is spliced from 11 exons. Gene Ontology annotation, biological process: regulation of double-strand break repair via homologous recombination.